Molecule: messenger RNA, 457 nt
Organism: Diuraphis noxia (Russian wheat aphid)
Lineage: Eukaryota; Metazoa; Arthropoda; Insecta; Hemiptera; Aphididae
Source: RefSeq, a predicted model, not a curated record
AGAAGGCCUACGAUAGAGUUCCUAGAGAGGUUUUGAAAUGGCCAUUUAUGAAGAAAGGGUUGCCAAAAGUAUAUGUUAAUAUAAAUGAAAACAUGUAUGAAGGAGUGAACACAAGGGUUAAAACCUUGUUGGUGAAACUGAGGGACAAAAUUACAAAAACUGCAAAAGUUGAAGUACCAUGGUGUAUAUUGUGUGUGGAUGAUGUAGUAUUGGUUGGAGAGAGUUUGGAGGAGGUGAACUAUAGACUGGAAGAAUGGAGGGAAGCACUUGAGAUUAAAGGGUUAAAAAUAUAUCGAGCGGGCAAGGUAGUGGAUGAAAUUGAUAAUUACAAGUAUUUAGAAUCCGUAUUACAAAAGAAUGGUGGUUUUGACAAAGAUAUUAUGCAUAGAAUUUAUUGUGGAUGGAUGAAGUGGAGAAAAGAAUUAGGUGUUUUAUGCGAUAGAAGAAUCCCAAUCAG